Phragmites australis (common reed) is the source of this 1845-nucleotide messenger RNA. Its product is annotated as mitochondrial metalloendopeptidase OMA1. Gene Ontology annotation, molecular function: metalloendopeptidase activity. The coding region runs from base 162 to 1556 and encodes 464 amino acids. The record is from RefSeq and is a predicted model, not a curated record. Gene Ontology annotation, cellular component: membrane. The transcript has 3 exons. Lineage: Eukaryota; Viridiplantae; Streptophyta; Magnoliopsida; Poales; Poaceae.
UCAAGAAGUCUAGACGACCGGCGACACGGCUCGCUGGCGGCCGCCGCCCGCUGCUGCGCCUCCAUCUGGCGACUGCUGCAAAUCCCAAGUCCGAACCCCUCCGUUGCGAUCAAACGCGGAUCCCGGAAAAUCCCCCAAAAAGAAGGGGAAAAUAAAACAGCAUGAACUGCUUGAAGAACUCGCGCUCCGUCCUCUCCCGUCUCCUCCGCCACCGGCCAGCCGUCUCCCCGCCGGGGCAGGCGCCGCCCCCUCGUUACUACUACGCGUCCCGGGUCCUUCGCGACAAGCCGGCUGUCCGCAAGCCGCCGCCGGCGCAGACGCCGCCUCCCCGGUACUACUACACCUUCCGGUUCCUCCGCGAGAAGCCCGCCGUCCGCCCGCCGCCGCCGCCGCCGGCGGUGCAGGCGCCGAGUCCUCGGCAUUACUACACCCCCCCGCGGCGCCAGGAGGUCAUCCAUUUCACCCGCCGCCGCGGCGGGUCCCGGUGGUACCACGACCAGCGGAAGCUCACCGCGGCGGUCCUCAUCACCGGAGGCGGUGCGGUCGCCGUCUACUUCGGCCAUCUCGAGGCCGUGCCCUACACCAACCGCACCCACUUCAUCAUGCUCUCGCCCAAGCUGGAGCGCCAGCUUGGGGAGUCCCAGUUCGCCGAACUCAAGAAGCAGCUCGCGCCCAAGAUCCUGCCCCCACUCCACCCCGACAGCAUCCGCGUCCGCCUCAUCUCCUCGGAGAUCGUCCGCGCCGUCCACCGUGGCCUUGCCGGCCGCCAGCGCCACGACGCCUCCUACGGAGAGGACGCCUCGUAUGGGUAUGGCGAUAUCUCCGCCGACCUCACCAUCAAGAACCACGAUGCGGAGGCUGGUGCCGUGAUGCUUGGCGUGUCCCCUCGCAAGAACGCGAGCGCAGCCACGGCGGCCCAGCGAGACGACGAGGUUCUGGAUGACAGGUGGGUCACCGAGUGCCGGAACCGUGGGAAGGCGCGGGGAGCGCAGCCGCAGACGAGUCACCUCGAUGGGCUCAAUUGGGAGGUGAUCGUUGUCAGAGAUGACCUUGUCAAUGCAAUGUGCUUGCCUGGUGGCAAGAUUGUAGUCUUUACUGGAUUGCUCGAAAAAUUCAGGGCGGAUGCCGAGAUUGCCACUGUGAUUGGGCAUGAGGUUGGGCACGCUAUUGCAAGGCACUCGGCAGAGCAGAUCACUAAGAACAUGUGGCUUGGGAUCUUGCAGAUUGUCAUCUUACAAUUUAUUUACAUGCCAGACUUGAUAAAUACAAUGUCAACAUUACUCCUCAGGCUGCCCUUCUCACGAAGGAUGGAGAUAGAGGCAGACCACAUUGGACUCCUGCUACUCGCUUCUGCUGGCUACGAUCCACGCAUAGCCCCUGGGGUCUACGAGAAACUAGGAAAGAUUGGAGGUGAUUCAGCAUUGAACAAUUACCUCUCGACUCAUCCUUCGAGUAAGAAAAGAGCGGAGCUUCUAUCGCGAGCCAAUGUCAUGAACGAGGCGCUGGAGUUAUACAGGGAAGUUAGUGCCGGCCAAGGCGCUGAAGGUUUCCUCUAGAUUCGAGGUCUUACUAUCCUGCCGGUUACACUUUCAAAUGCUUGACGAAAAGCAUGUUCUUCCUAUCUGCACAGUGUAAUUUUGUGUGAUUCGUGUCUAUGCCUGAAAGCUGAAAGCAUGUUUUGUCCCGUGCUAUUGCCCAGUUGUUCUGAGGCCAAAUGAAACUCAUUUUCGAAACAGAAGGGUAGAAUCUUCAUUUGUGAUUAGGAAAAAGAAAGCAAAUACUAAUCCAUUGCUGUUAAUAAUUGGUAGUUGUGAGCAUCAUCUGAUCCCAAUGCUCCUUGGUCCA